CAUUUCAGGCUAUGUCUUCGUUAUUAGCGCCGACAGCUUUAGCCUUUUACAGACACCGUCAAAACUUAACAGACUUUGACAAGGAAAGACCGAAAAAUCUUAAUUCAAUUUACAAGGCCGUUCUGGAUAAAAUAGACGUUCUAAAGGACAAUUUAGAUGAUAUUGAAUUAGAGUUUUUCGAUGGACGGAGAGUUGAUAUCUACUUACGAACUUUGGUUCAGCACUUAAAGCGUCUACAAAAGCAGACAAACGUAAACAAUUUGAACGCCGCAUGGCAAGUUGACGAUAUAGCGACAAAAAUAGCAGCAAAUCCGGGAGAAGAUUUUCAAAAUAAUAUAUUAUCAAUGAAAGUACUCAGGGAAUAUCAUAAUAAAUUAUUACAAUUUGUUCCGGAUAAAUUCGAAAGUGUCUUGGAAGAUAUCGGACACAUUUUAUCGUUCUUAUCAAGAUAUUGUCUAUCAUUUUACACCGAAAAUUACGAUUCGUAUUUGGAAACUGCGCAACAUUACAACAAAAAACAGACCGAAUUCAAUAACGCUAUUAAGGAUCAUAUAGAGAAUGUUACGUCAAUGUCUAAGUCGUAUAGGUCUCAUUUGGGUCUUCAAGCGGAUCAAUUUGGUUUAACGUCAAACGACUAUGCCAGACGAAUCGAUUGCGGAGAAUUAUCUAUAGUCCUUGUAAUACCGCAAGCUUUAGCUAACCUAAGAAACGCCUUAAAGGGUAUAAAAUUAUGGAUAGAAGCCGAUAGGGAAUAUGCAACUUAUAUAAAACAAGAUAUAACAGAUUUAGAAGGAAAAUUACAAGAUCAGUUAAAGAUUGUUGAACAAUCAAGAAGAAGAUAUUUUCAUUCCGAUGUCUUAUUUAAAAGAGCUACAAAAGAUUUUGAACAACAAAAACAAGAAAUGUCUAAAACAAAGGAGAAAGAAAUAAAAUUAACAAAAGAGUAUGAAGAAUUGUUAAGUGAACAUAGAUUUCUUCGAAUGGAUAUUGAUCUAUUGAGAGAAAGAAUAGACGAUGUGAAAAACGAGGAAGCGGCUAUUGAAAAAGUUGAAAAGUUGACAAGUGAAAAAUUACAAUUAAUUAAUCAAAUUCCAUUAUUGGAUAAAAAAUUUGAAAGGAAUAAAAAGAAAAUGUACUAUAUAACAGAAAGGAAAAAAUUGGUUGAAUUGAAAAAUGAUGAAUACAAAAGAGCUAAAAAAUCAUUUGAUUUAGCUAAAAGCGAAUAUGAAAGAGAUGAUUUUGAAUUGAAUAGAAUUCAAAAUUGCUUAGCUUCUUUAAAGAAUAUAUAUAUAUUUAAAACAAAUGCUGCUUCUCUAAAGAAGAUUUUCCAUAAUAUGCCUGUAACUAAUAGAAAAAUAUAUAAAGCUCAAAGUCAUAUACAACCAAAGAUAAUUCCUCAUAUAACGACAAAAGAAGAAUCUAUCGGGAAACAGCCGAAAGCUAAAGGUUAUCAAUUUGAUAAAUAUUUGAAGUUUGUGGCGAAAUUGUUACAACAAGACUGGAUACGCUUGUACAGAGUAUUGCCUUUUUUUCCACCUAGGGGAGAGACAACAAUAGAAUCAGACAUUGAUAAGAUAAAUCAAGAAUACUAUAGGAAUUUAGUUGAAUAUCAGGCUCUGGAAAGUUUAAGGUUAUGGAGGAGAGUACAUUCUAGAGCCAGUUUACACGCUUUGAAAUCGAGCCUAAUAGAAAUCAAUAAAGAAAAUAUUGCACAGCAAAUUGACGAGAAAAUAGAAGAUAUGAAAAAGAGAAAGAUGCUUAGAGAAGAUGCAAAAAGUAACUGGGCAAAUAUUAAACUAAAAACAUUAUUUGUCGGUAAAUUAAAGACAAUUUAA
Dimorphilus gyrociliatus is the source of this 1835-nucleotide messenger RNA. The record is from the annotation of a GenBank genome assembly. Lineage: Eukaryota; Metazoa; Annelida; Polychaeta; Dinophilidae.